AUGGAAACAAAAGAUGAAAAUAAGUACAGAAAUUAUACCAAAUGCCGUAACCAAGUGAAAAACGAGUUGAGAAAAGCAAGGGAAAUUAUGGAGAGGGACAUUUCCAGUGAUGCUAAACAAAACCCUAAACUAUUUUGGAAAUAUGUGAUUUCAAAGCGAAAGGUAAAAGUACGUGUUUCUGAUUUUAUUUCUAAGACGGAUAAUUCCCAAUCGAUCACCGCAAUUACAGAUCAGGAUAAAGCGGAUGUCCUGGCAGGCCUUUUCAGCAGCGUAUUUACAGAAGAACCGGUCGGAGAAGUACCUAUACUCGAACCAAGGCGUCUCAAUAAGGAAUUUCAAGACAGUGUUAUAGAAGAAGAAAGAGUAAAAAAGGAAUUGUUAAAGUUAGAUCCAAACGACAAUGAGGAGGUAGGUCGAAGACGGAGACACCUUGGCGAAAAAAAGACUUCCUCGGAGAUAAGAAGAGAGAAGGUCAAGAUGAAGAAAAAUAUCGGCCUUAUCGGUGGCAUUUCAUUUGUCAUUGGCUCAAUUAUCGGUUCAGGAAUAUUCAUCACCCCAAAAGAUGUGUUAGUUGAAACGGGAUCGGUAGGACUCUGCCUCCUUGUGUGGACAUUUGCGGGAAUCCUUUCCCUUCUAGGUUCACUAUGUUAUUGCGAACUAGGGUGUCUUAUACCGAAGUCAGGAAGUGAGUACCAAUACCUGAUGGCGGGAUUAGGGAAAUUCGUCGCUUUUCUAUUUGCGUGGACACAGACUUUCGUGCUGACUCCAUCAGCUGUCUCAAUUUGUAUCCUCACCUUUGCUGAAUAUAUGGUUGUGUUAUUUGAUCAUUGUGGAACGUCUAAAACACUUGUUAAACUCAUAGCUGUCAUAACAAUGAUAUUCCUGGCCAUCGUAAAUUGUUGGGACACCAAACAAGCAGUAUAUCUUCAAGUGUUCCUCUCAGCAGUCAAGCUCAUCGCUCUCAGUGUCAUAAUUAUUGGAGGCUUUGUAUGGCACGGCCGAGGUAUGACCGGGGCUAUGCAGGAGGGUUUCUCCGGCACCACAAAUUCUGUCUCUUCUGUUGCACUGGCAUUCUACAACGCAUUCUGGGCGUAUGAAGGAUGGAAUAGACUGAAUUGUGUGACGGAGGAACUGAAGCAUCCACAUAAAAACCUUCCGCGGGCAAAUAUUUUUGGGGUGACACUCACAAUUGUAGUAUACCUGCUCGCUAACGUCUCGUACCUCACUGUACUCGGAACGGAUGGACUUCAGCAGUCAAGAGCCGUAGCAUUCACAUGGGGUGAGAUAGUUCUCGGACCUGCCGGGAUACUAAUGCCGGUUGCUGUGUUGUUUUCAACAAUCGGAGCAGCAAAUGCGACCUUGUUUGGUGGAUCAAGGAUACUGUACGCUGCUGCCAGAGAAAAACAAUUCCCUGAGGUUUUGUCCUACGUCAGUUGUAAAAGGUAUACUCCAAUACCCAGCAUCAUGUUAACGACAAUACUGGCCUUGUUGUUUAUGACAUUUGGUGAAAUUCGGAGCCUUAUCAACUUUUUCAGUUUCGCAGCCUGGCUAUUUUAUACCCUUACAGUUUUGGCGUUGGUGGUAUUGAGAUUUACCAUGAAGAACUCGCAUCGUCCUAUUAAAAUCUUCAUUUUGUUUCCACUGAUUUUCAUAGUGUGUUCGAUGUACUUAGUGGUAGCACCGAUCAUCCAGAAUCCUACCGUUGAGUUCCUGUAUGCAUUCCUAUUUAUGUUGGGAGGACUGAUAUUAUAUAUACCUUUCGCACACUGCCGUACAGAUCGAGGCUGUUUCGAAUCCGUGACCAGAUUAGUUCAGUAUCUGAUGGAGGUGGUACCAAGUCCGUACGAGCCUGGUGAACUGUGA
This is a messenger RNA of Ylistrum balloti, 1863 nucleotides long. RefSeq names its product b(0,+)-type amino acid transporter 1-like. Gene Ontology annotation, cellular component: membrane. The record is from RefSeq and is a predicted model, not a curated record. Gene Ontology annotation, molecular function: L-amino acid transmembrane transporter activity. Gene Ontology annotation, biological process: amino acid transmembrane transport. The coding region runs from base 1 to 1863 and encodes 620 amino acids. Lineage: Eukaryota; Metazoa; Mollusca; Bivalvia; Pectinida; Pectinidae. The transcript has 13 exons.